CCCGAUGACGUUUGACAUUUGUUUACGUAUAUACAAAACUGGUUACGCUCGCACACACAACUUCACCCGGAGUAGAAACUUAUACCGCUUCCACAGAACGGGAACAUUCCUAUUUUUCAGUUAGAAAGUAUUUUUUUCAUUACCGUCACAACUUUGUCGUCGGCGAUUUACUGAACGCUUCAACCGACGGGCAAAGCACUACUUAUUCGUAGUGAAAUUACGGGCAGAAAAGUCGCUUCAUGGAGAAAUAUCUCGCUGAGGCUUUAUUGGUGAAUGUAAUCGUGUGCUAGUGUUUGCCACGGUGCGUGAAGGGUGUGAGAGAAGCGAAACUGGCACAGGGGGUGGACGGAGAAAGCGGCUGAUCGUAAAUGCUCUCUCACAUAAUAUAGCCCAUUGUUAUCUGAGGCGGACCCGAAAAACCGUGGCGGUUCCCGGUGUGCAUGCGACAGCAGCAGCAGAAAUUUGGACACGUAGUCAAAUUGCUCGCCAACCGGUACGAUGCGCGUGACGAACAUACGGGGCGGCCGGAUUUUCCGGAUCGCAGUUAGCCUGGCAAUCGUGAUCAUGAUCCUGUACAUGAUUGCGACCUGGUCCGGCGUGGACCACCACACGGUGAAGGACGCGUACAAUGCCCGGCUGGCGGCGAUGCGUGGACACGGCGGUGACGUCGGCAACGGCGAGCAGGACCGGAACCACCCGAAGGAGGUGCCGCAGCUGGUGGAGGGCCUGGGCAACUUCGAGCCGGCAGACAAACCGAUGGUGGACGGUCCGGGCGAGGGCGGCAAGGCGUACGUGCUGCCUGAGGACCAGCAAAACCGGGCGACCGAUGCGGAGAUGGAGUACGGCAUGAACAUCGUGGUGUCGGAUGCGAUCUCGCUCGAUCGCACGAUCAAGGACACGCGGCUGGAGGAGUGCAAGCAUUGGGACUACCCGUACCACCUGCCGCGCACCAGCGUCGUGAUCGUGUUCCACAACGAGGGUUUCAGCGUGCUGAUGCGCACGGUCCACUCGGUGCUGAACCGCUCGCCGAAGCACCUGCUGCACGAGAUCAUCCUCGUGGACGACUACUCGGACAAGGAGGACCUGAAGGGCAAGCUGGAGCGGUACAUCGAGCGGUUCGACGGCAUGGUGCGCCUGAUACGGAACAGCGAGCGCGAGGGCCUGAUCCGGACGCGGUCGCGCGGCGCCAAGGAAGCGACCGGCGAGGUGAUCGUGUACCUGGACGCCCACUGUGAGGUCAACACGAACUGGCUGCCGCCGCUGCUGGCACCGAUCCACCGGGACCGCACCGUCAUGACCGUCCCGAUCAUCGACGGCAUCGACCACAAGACGUUCGAGUACCGGCCGGUGUACGCGGACGGGCACCACUACCGUGGCAUCUUCGAGUGGGGCAUGCUGUACAAGGAGAACGAGGUGCCGCGGCGGGAGCAGAAGCGCCGCAAGCACGACAGCGAGCCGUACCGCAGCCCGACCCACGCCGGCGGCCUGUUCGCCAUCAACCGGAAGUUUUUCCUCGAGCUGGGCGCGUACGAUUCCGGCCUGCUCGUCUGGGGUGGCGAGAACUUCGAGCUGAGCUUCAAGAUUUGGCAGUGCGGCGGCAGCAUCGAGUGGGUGCCGUGCUCGCGCGUCGGCCACGUCUACCGCGGCUUCAUGCCGUACAACUUCGGCAAGCUCGCGAACAAGAAGAAGGGCCCGCUGAUUACGAUCAACUACAAGCGCGUCAUCGAGACGUGGUUCGACGGGCCGUACAAGGAGUACUUCUACACGCGCGAGCCGCUCGCCCGCUUCCUCGACAUGGGCGACAUCAGCGAGCAGCUAGCGCUGAAGGAGCGGCUGCAGUGCAAGAGCUUCCAGUGGUACAUGGACAACGUGGCGUACGACGUGCUGGACAAGUACCCGAUGCUGCCGGCGAACGUGAAGUGGGGCGAGCUGCAGAACGUCGGCAAGGAGAAGUGCGUGGACGCGCUCGGCCGGCAGCCGCCCGCCGUCAUCGGGCUGCAGCAAUGCCAUGGCCAGGGCCACAACCAGCUUAUUCGGCUGAACGGUGCGGGCCAGCUGGGCGUGGGGGAGCGCUGCAUCGAGGCGUACAACUCCGAGAUCAAGCUCGCCUUCUGCCGGCUCGGCACGGUCGACGGACCGUGGCAGUACGACGAGCAGUCCGGCACGCUGCUACACCGAACGCACAAAAAGUGUAUGGGCUACCAGCCGCAAACCCGCCAGCUAGCGCUGAUGCCGUGCGACAUUAACAACGCGUACCAGUCGUGGAAGUUUAAAGAAAUCCAACCGCACUGGUAAGGGCGUACCUCGGACACGGGGGCGGCCUCCCUUUUGCAAUCGAACCGGCACGCGAGCGGUGCUCCUUUGCGGCAGCAAGGACGAAGGGGGAGACGCUGGUGAUUAGUUGAGUAUUCUAGUACGGUAGUAUCAUCGGGAGGCUGAAACUUAUCAAUCAAAGGCAUCGAUGAAACCGACCGUUUUCGUGAAGUCGCGUACACACAUUAUUUCGCUGAGGGAAGGGUUCGCUAUUAAACAAUAGAAUGGACAUGCUUGUUGUAAAAAAAAAAGAAGAAAGUAUGGUUAACGAGCCAACCAUAGCACACAACAAUAAACGGUUGGGGCCGAGAGAAGACUGCUGAAAGCAUUUUGUGGAACAAUAUAGGUUAUCAAUAUCAACAACAGCAACAAUCAACAAUUUCAGUCCAACGGCAUUUGCGCGAAUGCGCUUCUAAGUUAAUCGUAUAUGCGUUGUGAAAAGCAGUUUAGCGGAGUUGUAGAAUUUCUGGAAGAUUCACCGAUGUUAUGCAAAAAGAAAAAAACAAACAAACAAAAAUUAAGGAUUGAAUAAACAAUUAGUGAUACUUGACUAGACAAAA
Molecule: messenger RNA, 2873 nt
Organism: Anopheles gambiae (African malaria mosquito)
Lineage: Eukaryota; Metazoa; Arthropoda; Insecta; Diptera; Culicidae
Gene: Pgant7
Product: N-acetylgalactosaminyltransferase 7
Exons: 1
Coding region: 499-2295 (598 amino acids)
Cellular component (GO): Golgi apparatus
Source: RefSeq, a predicted model, not a curated record